Messenger RNA from Terrapene triunguis (Three-toed box turtle), 5602 nucleotides. RefSeq names its product DENN domain-containing protein 1B. Gene Ontology annotation, cellular component: intracellular membrane-bounded organelle; nuclear speck; cytosol. The record is from RefSeq and is a predicted model, not a curated record. Bases 132 to 2453 code for a protein of 773 amino acids. The transcript is spliced from 22 exons. Lineage: Eukaryota; Metazoa; Chordata; Testudines; Emydidae. Gene Ontology annotation, biological process: endocytic recycling; endocytosis. Gene Ontology annotation, molecular function: phosphatidylinositol phosphate binding; guanyl-nucleotide exchange factor activity.
UGGGCCACCGCCAGCAGCCGCUGUAACCUCCCCCUCCCCCGGGGCCGGCGCGUCCCUCCUUUCCCUGCCGGCCGGGCGAGGUGUUUCCCCGCGGGGGCGCGGACCGGCCGCCCGGGGCCCGAGAUGUGACCAUGGACAGCAGGAUCAAGGAAAAUCCAGAAAGUACGUUUGAUUUGGUACUCAAGGUAAAAUGCCAGGCUUCUGAAAAUGAAGAUCCGGUGGUACUGUGGAAGUUCCCGGAGGACUUCGGAGACCAGGAGGUGCUGCAGAGUGUGCCGAAGUUCUGCUUUCCUUUUGACAUUGAAAGGGUGUCCCAAAAUCAAGUAGGACAGCACUUUACCUUUGUGCUUACAGACAUUGAAAGUAAGCAAAAGUUUGGAUUUUGCCGGUUAACAUCAGGAGGCAAAAUCUGCCUCUGUAUUGUAAGUUACCUGCCAUGGUUUGAGGUAUACUACAAGUUGUUAAAUACUCUGGCAGAUUAUUUGGCUAAAGAACAGGAAAAUGACUUGAAUGAUAUGUUAAAAUCACUGUAUAGCCACCCUGUGCCAAAGGCAAACACUCCUGUCAGUUUAAACGUGCAUUCGUACUUCAUUACUCCUGAUCUAACUGGAUUGCCAACAAUCCCAGAAAGUAGAAAUCUUACUGAAUAUUUUGUUGCUGUGGAUGUGAACAACAUGAUGCAACUUUAUGCCAGUAUGUUGCAUGAGAGACGAAUCAUUAUUACCUCUAGCAAACUAAGCACUUUAACUGCUUGUGUUCAUGGGUCAGCUGCAUUGUUAUAUCCAAUGUAUUGGCAACACAUAUACAUCCCAGUGCUUCCUCCACACCUUCUGGACUACUGCUGUGCACCGAUGCCAUAUCUAAUUGGAGUCCACUUAAGCUUAAUAGAAAGAGUAAAAAAUAGAUCACUGGAGGAUGUGGUUAUGCUAAAUGUUGACACAAACACUCUAGAAAACCCAUUUAAUGACCUGAACAACCUACCUAGUGAAGUGGUCUCAGCCUUGAAAAAUAAACUGAAGAAGCAGUCUACAGCUACGGGUGAUGGAGUAGCUAGGGCCUUCCUUAGGACACAGGCAGCAUUGUUUGGAUCCUACAGAGAUGCACUAAGAUACAAACCUGGAGAGCCUAUCACUUUCUGUGAGGACAGUUUUGUGAAGCAUCGUUCCAGUACUACCAAACAGUUCCUGGAAACUGCAGUGAAUCUUCAACUUUUUAAACAGUUUAUUGAUGGUCGACUAGCAAAGCUAAAUGCAGGAAGGGGGUUCUCGGAUGCUUUUGAAGAAGAGAUCACUUCUGGAGGCUUCUGUAGAGGAAAUUCAAGAUCUUAUCAGCAGUGGGUGCAUACAGUAAAGAAAGGAGGUGCACUAAUCAACACAGCUAUGACCAAAGCCAGCCCUGCUGUGAAGACAGCAUACAAAUUUGCAAAAAGUCAUGCAAAGCAGGGAAUGAAAGAAGUGAGGAGUAAGUUAAAACACAAGGAGAGUGAUGAAGAAUAUGGAACUUGUAGCUCUGGUGUACUACAGUGUGCGCCAGUGUACACCUUACACAAUCAGAAAAGAGGAAACUCAGAAAAACGAAGACUUGCCCAGACGCGUUUCAACCAACACCUUACCAAUGUCAGCAAUCAUGAUUCUGCCCUGGAUGAUGAUGACGAUGAUGAAAUGGACAGAACAAGCAAGUUAUCGUCUGAAGACAGCGAGGAAGCUUCCGCUUAUUUUUAUGAUAGUGAUGAUUCUGGUGAAACAGGAGUAAAGUCUUAUCACACAGGAGAAAUGGACUUGCUGGGAGAGAUUUUGGACACGCUGAGCACACACAGUUCAGAUCAAGGAAAGCUCUCAGGAGCAAAGAGCCUGGAUUUCUUUAGAUCAACGGACGAUAUUGAUUAUAAGGCUAUGAACAAGUCUAGUGCACCUAGCGAGAGCAACCUCGCUCUGCUCUGUAGUGGUACUAAUGAUCCAGUGGAGUGGAAUCUUGGUCAGGAUGAUAGUGUUCUCCAGGGGAAACAGCUCCCUCCAUCUCCAAGAAAGCAAGUUGAUUUUAGUGACCAGAUGGAAUCUGUCUCUGUGCUGCAGGAGGAAAAUAGUGACAAAAUCCUUAGUGCUGACCAUGUGGAUUUCUCUAAAGAUUUUGUAACGUCAACUUCUCCAACACAAUCAGUUGCACAGCUUGCUUCUCUGGAAUUUUCCCAAGUAGAUGACUCCUUCCAUAGGAAGAUAAAACCGAAUGAAACACUAAGCAAUACCUCAGAGGAUCAGUUCCCAGUGAACCUUUGUCAACAUCCAUCCAUUCUAAUUCCUUGGCAAAAAGAAGGGGAUGAAGGAAAGGAAACCCCAGAAGAAAGCGGGCUUCUUCAUGAAGUUGUGUCAUUAUGUAAAAUGACCUCUGCUUUCCACCACAGUUUAAACAUUUCAGAGGAUAAUUACCCCAGUAAUAGCAGUGGAAAUAAAGUGUAAGGGAACUUUGAGAGGAGAAACUACUUCCAUGAGAGGUUAAAGAGAGACUACUCAGGAGUCCACGUAAUACAUGAUAACCAAAAGAUCACAAAGGAAUAAUUACUUUUACAUUUUAAAAUACUUCUGUUUGUUUAGUACAUGGAUUUAGAUAUCUGCUUAUAUGUUUCUCAGUUAAUUUCUUGGCUGUGUUUAAGUCCACAAGAUGGAACUAAAUAUACUAAUGCACUCUUAAAUCAGGUACUAGUUUGUAUGUAUGUGAAAUAUACAACUGGUGCAUGGUGCUUACUAAUGUUCCUUUGUGCAGCAGGAAGUGUAUCGCCUUUGCAUAUAUCCAGAUACUGAAGGUACUGUAUUAAUCCUGUUGGGCAUGAAAUGAACAAAAACAGUUUAGAUUUGUCUGAAACUUACAAAUAUCGAUGUUUGUAAUGAUUUAAUUGCCUUAAUCAUUUGGGAAAAGGUUUAAAUAUCUUAGAAGAUGACUUGCAAACGUUCAGAAGAGCAAUAAUGAUUUUCCAUGGCAGGUAUCUGCUUGAGCAAAGGGGAAAAAGACCUUUUCUAAACUAAAGGAUCUCUUGUGACUAAUAGGGAGCUUGUUAUAAACAGAAACUGUGGCCAUGUCUUCCAGACCUUGAAAAGGCGGUGCAUACUUUUCUCUUAUGAAGUGCUGAAUUAUAAUGUGAAGUUACUUAACUUCUGUUUACCACUAAGGCACUUUAAAGACAUAUUAUCCAGUGUCUCAAUGUAGAUGUUUUCAUCUAGGAAUUUUCAGAAAGGAAAGUGUACGUGAAAUUGAUAGAUUUUAUUGCUGUUUUUUAAAUUUCUACAGUGUAAUCAUUCUGUACUAAAAUUAAUUUGUGCCACUGCUGAACAUGACCAUUUGAUUUUUACAAGCCACCUUUAAAAGAAACAUUACAUUAUUGCUUUUCUUCUUAGGAGUUUUGUUUAGUUGAGCUGUGCAGUAUUUUAAAGAGCAGUGAAUGAAGAUUACUUAUAACACUAGACAUCAAAAGUAAUUGGUUCAGGAAUUAAGAAUGCAAAUACCCCACUCUCAUGUACCAGAGAAGCGUUUUGCAAUUACAAGGAAGGGAAUUAAAUGGAUGCUGUAUGUACUAUAUUUAGGCAUAAAUGUUUACCCCCCUUCGAGCACGUGGCAUUCCUAAAGGAUAUUUCUGUAUUUAAAAUUCAAAAAGUAGAUUCCUCCCUGAGUGGAGCACAUCUAUUCAUUGUCCUUGUCCACCCCGCUUUGUCCCAUACCCUCUAUGGAUCAGAACGAGUACAUUCUGGGGUGAACCACACUAGGCCAAAAAUGGCAACUUUGAAUACUGUCUAUUGGCAUAUGUAACACAAAGCAAGGAGUAACAGGAUUUGUCAUUGCGAGGAAUGCUCUCCCACUCUUCCUCACCAACAGCAGGAUCUUCUUCUGUGGCAAGGACGGCUUAGUGGUAUCCUCAGCACAGACCAAGGAGAGCAAGUUGAAGAAGUCAGGGGUUAGGGGCAGGUUGGGCUGCAGUGACUUUGGUAGUGGAUCACUGCACAGGUUAACACCAGUUGUCACGUUUGGGUUUACAAAGGAAGUUUCCUCUUGGCUAAUGCGAUUUGGCUUUUCUUUUCCCAUUUUAUCACCAUGGGCAUCAGGCAAUUGGUUAUGUCAGGUGGCUCAAGGGAAUUGGUGUGUGAUCCCUUUGGGGAGGUUGGGGGGCGGUGGCUGAUGCUCUGCCCAUGAGAUCUAGUGUCUAAUACUAUCUUGUCAUUUCACAUAACUUUGUUGGCAACAUCCCUGGCAUUGUAAAAGAAGGUCUUGUAUCCCAAACUACAGACUCCGGAUGGGUGAAAAGGAGCGGGGAGGCAGAUUUUAGCAACACCACUGGUGAGGAUGGGCCGCAUGACUGGGUAAUGGUAUGAGGCCCCUUCACCAAAGUGCCCCGUUUUACGUGCAAGGGAAAGGGUCAGGUUGUGGACUCACAAUUCAUAAUACAAUGUCCUUGGCUGAUUAGAACAUGAAAGUUUUUAUAGGUGUGUUCAGUAUAUGUUUCUGAAGAGGACCUCAGCAGCUUAUUGGUGCUGAGGAUGAUUGUAAGAUUUGCAUCCUGAUCUGUCUUAGGGUUUUCUGUAGUACCUAUCACCAUAAUAUCUGAGAUGCAAGUGGAGUCUUUAUUUGUGUUAUCCCAAAAAGUGGCACUUGGCAAAACUGUGUUUGAGUUACUGAGGACCAAAAUUAUUAUUAACCCAUAAACUAUUAAACAUUUUAGCUGGGUUAUCAGAUAUCAAGAAAUAGGAAGUGUCAGGUCUGAACAAUGUUUAAAUGGGGGAGCUCGAAGGAAAACACAAGAUGUUGCAGGAGGUUGUACAGGGAAUCUGGAAGUGGCAUUUGUCUUUGUUGGUCCUGAAUCAGUACCCAAGUAGGUUAUGCUGUGCUGUUAGGUGCAUUUAGGAUAAGACGGGAAAAAGAAAAGUCCUAGCAAUCUCUUAGCACUUCUCGUUUGAUUGUUACUCUGAUAACACUAGAAAAAUGAAAUGUUCAGUUGCAUUCUUAUUUAUAUAACUGCAUUUUGCUAACCUUAAUUCCCAGAUUCAUCUGAAUACAGUAUUCUUUUCCUGUUGUGUGGUGGUCCUGUGUACAGUCCCACUCUUGAGAAGGCUGCUUUCCUUUGUAGGUUUAACAGGGUUGCCACUCUCUGGUAGUGUGCCUCCUUGCAUAUAGGUCAGGGAAAGUCGCUCUUGCUGCAUCGGGUGCCCCCUUGCUGCUCAUCGCUUGCUCUGCAAUAGCCCUUCUUCAAGUAACUUGGCCCUCCAGCUAGGUUACCAUUUAGUCCACCCCUCCCGGUGGACUUACAAAGUCCAACAGGACAACUGCCCAAAUGCUGUUGCCAGAUGCAUUCAGCCCUCCUUGGGCUCUGUGCCACUAUACCAGUGGCAGGCAGGGAAACCCGGACCCACCUGUUAUACCAGGUUCCAGCUCAGGGACCUUAUAACCAGCAAUCCAGGUCCUCAUUCCCAUUCCCUGGCACUGUUUCCCCAGUCUCCUUCCUACCAAGCCUCCGUAUCUUCUCUUUCCUGGUUCUCAGUUUACUACUGGAGCCUACUGUACUUCCCGUGGCUACUUCACCCCUCCUAGCCUCUUGCCAGACUCCUUACACCAGGAAAGGAUC